AUGUUUUCUUCUUCAACUCGCUUUGCCAUUCGGAAGAAUCUUGGAUUGCCAAAGCAACUUUCUUCAAUUUUGACCAGAACCCAUUUCAAUUACAUCCAUAGUUCUUCAGUGUCACCGUUUUCUCGGACAAUCAACCACGGGUUUUUGAAGUCCGGGUCUGUAAAUUAUACUCCCUCCUCUAAAGGAUCAGCAGCUCUUUGGGUUUCUAGACUUGAUCAUACAAUGGCCACCCAGUCCAACGCUCCUCAAUCAGUCCAUGACUUCGUUGUCAAGGACGCGAAAGGAAAUGAUGUUGAUCUUAGCAAAUAUAAGGGAAAGGUUCUUUUGAUUGUCAAUGUUGCAUCUCAAUGUGGUCUGACCAAUUCAAAUUAUACAGAGUUGACAAAGCUGUAUGAACAGUACAAAGAUCAAGGACUUGAGAUUCUUGCUUUUCCAUGCAACCAGUUUGGUUCACAAGAGCCUGGAAGUAAUGAGGAGAUUCAACAGUUUGCUUGCACCCGCUUUAAGGCUGAAUAUCCCAUAUUUGACAAGGUGGAUGUAAACGGUCCAACUGCUGCUCCCAUAUAUAAGUUCCUGAAGUCAAGCAAAGGAGGACUCUUUGGAGAUGGUAUCAAGUGGAAUUUCUCCAAAUUCCUUGUUGAUAAAGAUGGCCAUGUUGUUGACCGUUAUGCUCCCACCACAUCUCCUUUGAGCAUAGAGAAGGAUAUCAAGAAACUACUCGCAAAAGCUUGA
This is a messenger RNA of Oldenlandia corymbosa var. corymbosa, 732 nucleotides long. The record is from the annotation of a GenBank genome assembly. Lineage: Eukaryota; Viridiplantae; Streptophyta; Magnoliopsida; Gentianales; Rubiaceae.